Molecule: messenger RNA, 885 nt
Organism: Solanum tuberosum (potato)
Lineage: Eukaryota; Viridiplantae; Streptophyta; Magnoliopsida; Solanales; Solanaceae
Product: miraculin-like
Exons: 3
Coding region: 174-830 (218 amino acids)
Molecular function (GO): endopeptidase inhibitor activity
Source: RefSeq, a predicted model, not a curated record
UUCGCUUCAGGGCCUGUCCCUCGGUGUGGUCAGUACUCCAUACUGUCGGACAGCGAAGCUUACACUUGUUCACUAAUUAUGACGAUUCACCAGGGCCUCUUUCCUCCUCCCUUUUCUGCUCACUCGUAGGGGUCGGAACCCCCACAAAGGGGAGGGAGUCGACUGAACAUCUCAUGACGGAAAUUUCGCCCGCAUCCGAUCCCCAAUUCUUGUUCACCAUGGUGGUACGUGACACUAAUGGUGAAAUUCUCAGAUCAGACUCUAGGUACUUCGUGGUCAUGCCACCAGUAUUAGCCGGAGGUGGCGGCGGAGUAACCAGAGGACCCAUAUUAGAGGCUCAAGAUGGAGCUCGUGAUGCUAAUUUCGUCUGUCCGUUUCAGGUGAUGCAAACCCCGCUAAAUUCGGACCAAGGCAGGGCAGUAUUUUUCAAACCUAAGGCACCAAAUCAAAUAGAAAUCACUGAAUCAAGUGAUGUUAACAUUAAGUUCUAUAUUGACAAUCCAAUUGGGAUGUGUAACAACACAGUGUGGGAAGUAGAAGGUAAUAUCCCAGGAACUGCAUUGAACCCAGCUUUCUUGUCAACUAAUGGUGGAGAGACAGGAAAUCCUUCGAAAGUGAACACUUGGUUUCAGAUUAAGAAAUUAAAUGACGAUGAUAAUGCUAAUCCUAUGUACAUUUUGGUGUUUUGUCCUAAUAAUUAUGAAGACACAUGCAGUGAAAUCACCAUUCAUUAUGUCUACGGACAAAGGCGUUUGGUUCUCAAAAUUGGCGAUAGCUUCCCAGUUGUGUUCGUUAAGGAUAAUAAUUAUGGAACAAAUUCGAUUGUAUGAUCCUUUUGUUUGGACGAAAUAUAUGAAUGAAUAAUGUACCUGUUUGUGUUGUCUA